This is a messenger RNA of Daphnia pulex (common water flea), 1954 nucleotides long. RefSeq lists its product as uncharacterized. The record is from RefSeq and is a predicted model, not a curated record. The transcript has 2 exons. Bases 612 to 1577 code for a protein of 321 amino acids. Lineage: Eukaryota; Metazoa; Arthropoda; Branchiopoda; Diplostraca; Daphniidae.
GAUGAGCUCAAAAGAGCAAAGAAAAAACCUCUGGGCAACUUUUUUUUAAAUAGUUGAAUGCUGGGAUAUAAUAAACACAGUGUUCAUUGUGUAGUCUGGUGUAAAAUGAGUUUACUAUGUUGUUUCUUGUGAGAGUGCUGGAGAAAACGACUUGUUGUUGCCACUUAAUUCCAUAACUGCUACAGUUUCAGACUCUCAGUCCAACGUCUGAAGCAUCUGAGUAAGCACUUGCUGCCUGGGCGUCUCAUUAUUGCCUAUCAACCAGAAGAAGAGUUAGGACACCAAAUAAUUUGCACGUACACUUUUUCACUGGUUAGGCACGUCGUACUUGCCAGAUUAAAUGUCGUUCAAUUCGCCAUGGAUCGGACGAUCACCCUGGAAGGUAGUCGAUAUGCGCCAACAAGUUUUCGUUGUGUUUGUCAUCCAUUGCAUUCUCGUCGUGUCGUUCACUUCGGCAGGUAGUACCUAUCACAGAACUAAAACUGAAAAUUUUUAAUGGGCGAUCAAAUCUCGUAUUCUAUUAGGAAAAACACCUUUUUUGAGAAACAAGUCGAUUGAGACGGAAAGUCAAUCGUCCAUAACCGAAUUCGAUCCAGAGUACACUGAGAUGAAUGACGAUCUACCACAAACUAUUCUGCGAUUGUCACAAAAUCUCAUCCAUCCAGCAACAUCUGAUUUUCUUCCAAGUACCAAAAACUACUUCAACUAGCGCAGCACCAACUAAACAACCAGCUGUUUUUAACGAUAACAAUCCUGAAAACGAAUCUUGGCUCAUCUCGCAAUCCCCCGAAUCCAGCCAUCCAUCACAUUCGUCGGAUUCAGUCACCUAUUUCCCUUCGUCAACAGAAAAAACAAGUCAGCGGCCAUCAUCGACGACCGUUCGACCACCCACAACUUAUUUCAACGACUAUCAAGACAUUCCAUGGGUUAUUCUGAAAUCUCCUGAGCAAACAGAAAACCAUUAUUCGUCAUCAUCAUUUGAAAUUUACCCACAUAAUAACCAAGCCGUUAAUGUGAAACAAGUCCCAGAAAUGACGACUACAAAUCCGUGGCUGGCUCUAAAAUCUGCUUAUCUUCGUAAAAAUUCUACUGCUUCAUCAUUAAAGUUAACAGCUCCCUACAAUCAACAUUACUAUUCAAAUAACCCAAACCGCAAUACCAUAAACAGGGAAAACCUUAACACUGCAAACACGUCUCUACUACCUAGGACAACAGCUAAAUAUAUUACAACAACUGGCAGGCCAAUGACGACCGAUCUGCCAACAACCGAACCACCAACUACUCCUGAAGUUACUUCUAACCUCAUCAGAUAUUCAACACAGCCACAAACGACCAUUUUUAAUCAUAAUAAGUUAAAUUCUUUUCCUACCUUUCCAGCAUCAAACGAAACACCAGUAGCAACGAAUACCUUCACCAGUCCAGCACCAACAGAGCCCAGUCGACCUGUCAAAGUUGGAUCAGCUGAGAACGACGCCAAUAUUUCUAACAUCAGCUUGAAAGAAGAGAAAUCUAGUUUGACCAAAUUACAACAGACAUUUAAGCGAACUUACAACAAAUUAAUGAAAAUCAUGUCCUAAAUAAUAUACAAAAACAAAAUAACAUUUGUUUAGCUUAUCGGAAUGUAGUGUAGCCAUCCCCUGAAUUGAAACCUAUUAACAUUUUGUUGAAUAAAGUAAGAAAAAAUUGAUGUUGUUAAAUUUUUUAAUAUUUCUUGAGUACCACAGAUAAAAAGAAUUUUGAUCAAAACAAUAUUCUUUUUCCUUUUAAGUGGGCAUUUUGUGAAAGCACAUAAACAUAAAGAAAGUGUUCGAAUAGAAAACGAAACUUAAAAUACAUUGGAUCGCAUAAUUUGUCUCACUGAAAUCACCUCUGAUCUUAAACAGUUAUUUUUACCUGAUUCCAAUGCUUCUCUUGAGCCAUGGUUCUCAUACGCUUAAGGUUCACAUUUCCACAG